Molecule: messenger RNA, 5572 nt
Organism: Pocillopora damicornis (cauliflower coral)
Lineage: Eukaryota; Metazoa; Cnidaria; Anthozoa; Scleractinia; Pocilloporidae
Biological process (GO): protein phosphorylation
Molecular function (GO): ATP binding; protein serine/threonine kinase activity; protein binding
Source: RefSeq, a predicted model, not a curated record
UCUUCAAAUAUUACUGGGUUCUAGUUUCCGGCUUGCAAGGAUGCCAACUUCCGGAGCGCUGUAGUUGAUCAUGUGAUCAAUUGGUCCAGAGUGGAGCGCACGAAUCUACGUCCCGUUUUCUCGCCUAAUUACAUCUCUACGGACUUCUGAUGGAAAUAAGUUCCUUCUCAAAGCUCCCCUUUAUUCAGAAGGCUGAGGUCAUCUUCGGCUAGUAUUCGUCUCGAAACUGGAAGUCACUGAAGACAAAGGUCAUGUCGUUGUCAAGUCCUACUUCAACAGCUGGCCAGCUGCACAAAUUAUGCCGUGAGGGGAAUGUGACUGAAAUCCGUCUAUUGCUUCGAGAAAUAUCCGAUGUCAGCAAAUUGGAUGAGCGUCUGGGUUUUCUGGGAUACACUCCACUUCAUGAGGCAACUAACUUGGGACAGACCAGUGUGGUUAGAUUAUUACUUCUGUUUGGUGCCAACCCAAAUGCAAGAGCCAAUGGAUUUUAUACACCUCUUCACAUUGCAGCAUCAAUGGAUAACUUGGACUGUGUGGAAGAACUUUUGAAAUAUAAUGCUGAUAUUACCAGCAAGGAUGAGUUUGAAAAAACUCCAUAUGAAACCGCUGUGAUUAAUAAUUGCAAGAGGACAGCUCGCGUCCUCAAAACUGAAGAGGUCAAGAAAGCAGCUAGAGAGAACAGUCCCAAGUUACGUGCAUUGCUGACGUUAAUUUCUCCCCAGGAUGUUUUACACUCAUGCUUUAAGGAGGCUCUCCUUGAGGCAUCAAGAGCAGGUCACCUCGACGCCAUUUGUUCUUUAGUCCUCUCAGGAGGGAGACAUUCUUUACACCUUAAAGACUGCAUUGUGCAAGCAUUACAGGGUCAUUUCUGUGAGGCAGCAGCCAUGUUGCUGGCAUGUUAUGCAGCAAAGCAUGAUAAAAAGAAGCUUCUAAAAUAUCUACUAAAGGAAGAAAUGAGCAGAGAGGAAGAGCAGAAGGCUAUUGCGGAAUUGCCAGCUGCAGUGGUGCCAACCGAGGAUGAUUUUGCCCGAAUAAGGGCAUGUAUUGCUGACAAAGAUUCAUUUCAUAUUGCAAUACCUAUUGGACUAGGAAUUCAACAACAACGAACAGAAGCUGUGGGAAUCAUUCUCUUCAAUACAAACUGCAAUGAGGCACAAAAAAGAAUUGAUUGGCCAAGACUUGCUCUUGGUGAUGUCAAUCCAUCUUGGUUGGAGAAAGUCACAUGGGUGGAAAAACUCUACUUAGCUUCAAAUCUGCUUCUAAGUGUACCAAAAAAUAUAAAGAUAUUAAAUAAACUGUACUGUUUGGACUUGAGAAGAAAUCAAUUAAAGAGUAUACCUGCCAGUUUGCUUGAAAUGCCAAAUUUACGAGAACUUAAGCUCUGCUUCAACAAAAUUGUCGAGCUGCCUAAGAGAUGUAAAUGGAGUCCAUCACUCAAGAUGCUCUAUUUGAGUGAUAAUCAACUGCAAACAUUACCUGGACGCAUGGCAGAAUCCAAGUUGUCAAUAUUGUACAUAGCAGGGAAUAAUUUGUAUGAAGUACCCCCAUGUAUUUGCAAAAUUACAACACUACAAUCACUGGACCUGUCUAGCAACCCAAGACUGACUCAGCUUCCACCACAAAUGGGAAGACUCACCAAUAUUGAGAUGCUCAAAUUGGAGAAUUUGGAUCAGCUGACAGAUCCCCCAGAAGAGAUCAAGAAAAAUGGUAUCAAAACCAUAAUGUAUCUUCGGAACAUCUUGCGCAGGUCAGAGGGGUAUUACACUUUGAAGCUGAUGUUGGUUGGUCGGGCUGAACAGGGAAAGACAACGUUGAAGCACCGACUGAUGAGGGACUAUAACUAUAAUGUCAACAACUCAACAAAUGGGAUUGCUAUGGACGAAUUCCGUUACAAUCGCAAAGAUUUUGGUCUCUUUUCGAUCCAUCCGGAAUUUGUGUUUAAGAUUUGGGAUUUUGGUGGCCAGGAGGAUUUUUAUACCACGCAUCAAUGUUUUCUUUCAACUCUGGCUCUGUACCUUCUGGUAUGGAAUCUGGAGGAAGGUGAAAGAGGAAUCGAGAUGCUUACGAGCUGGUUGGACACAAUUGCUGCCAGCGCUGCCAACACCAACCUCGUCAUUGUGGGAACACACCUGGAUAAGGUACGGAAAGAGAAGGAAAAGGGGUUCCCAGAGCGCAUGCGUGAACUUGUAUGGGAGCUGGUUUCUUUACCGAAGUACAAUCGAAUAAAUGUCAAGGGAAUAAAAGAAGUCAGCUGUGCUGUGGACAACAGAGAAGGCAUUGAUGACCUCAGAGUCACCAUUUACGAUGUUGCAAGGAGCCUUCUGAAGAGCGGCAGAGGACAGGUAUUCGUCAUGGGGGAAAAAAUCCCACAUAGUUUUCUGUCAGUGGCAGAUGUCAUUCAAACCAAGCGACAAGAGCUGCGGGAUAAUGGCUGCAUGCCAAUCUUGCACAAAUCCGAGUACGAGGCGCUUGUCCUGGACACCAUAAAGAACGACGAUUUGGAUAUUGAGGACACUAACGAUUUGACGGAAGUCACGCAGUUUAUGCACGAGAGAGGAAUUUUGAUGCACUACAAUGACCCAAAUCAAGAUCUUCAGGAUCUUUUCUUCAUUGAUCCCCAGUGGCUUUGCGAGUUGAUGGCACAAGUCGUGACGCUACCUGUAGUUAAUCCGUUCAUUCAUAACGGCGUCUUGAAGCUUGAAGAUCUACCUCAGAUUUUUAGAGGCGAGCAGUUUCCGCACGAAAACUCCCCGCAGUUCAUUCGCCUGUUGAAUCGUUUUCAGAUCGCUUGCUCCUUGGACGAAGGUCGCGUCCUCAUCCCUUCCAGAUUAUCGGCCCAACAACCGGAUGAAGCGACGAAUGAUGAUUUACCGUUCAUUACACUGAAGCGGCUCCAUUCGUUGCCAUACAUUCCACAUGGGUUUUGGUGUCGGCUCAUUUCGCGCCUGUUAUAUUACAUGAAAGACAUGCUGUCUAGCGGAGAAAACUUCAACCGCCAGGAAAACAACACCAGCCCGUUUCAGCUGGACCCCUUCUGCUGUCGGUGUCCUUUGACUGUGUAUGGUGUCCAAGAUGGUGGCCUGGUGGAAAGCGACUAUGAGGGGCAUACCUCCCCUUCUAUAAAUCCCGCACUCGGUGGAUCGCUCGAGAAUCUGCAAGGAUCUCUCAACGAUUUUCCCGGUAUCGUUCGAUUCUUUAGUGGUCAACGCAACGGAAAUUACAUCAACGGCAGAUUUUUCGCUUAUCCCGACAUGGAUGGCGGUAGCUCUCGGAGUGAUUCGGGGUUCGAAUACAGUUCGGAAGACGACGACGACGAAGCUCGCACCAGGUCGGCAGGUACUACUGAUCGGACAUUUCCUGGAUCAAGUUCCAGGGCUGGCCCAAGAAGAAACAGAAGAAUAUUUAAACAUGGCACUGAUCCAGGGAGACGAGGUCAAGAAGAUAAAAUUGUUGAUUUGGAUAGUGGAACUCCUAAAAGUGAUUCAAAUGUACCUAUCUUACGCCAAAAUUUUCGUUUAAGCACUUCAUGUCCGAGCUACGAAGACGGGUCUUGUGAUACGCUUACUUCCGAAGUAUCGUACACCAGCCCUGGAGUGCCGCAAGGUUCUUCCCCGGCUGACCACCGGCCAUCUGCCAACUGCAUGGCUGAAAAUGAUGAUGCGGAAAAUUUAUCUCGACGAGGGGAACCUACCGAUAUCGAAGCUAGUCAAGAUCUGAAGGAUAUCAGCAAGAGAGAAAGUCCCUCUGUAAAAAUCGACGGUUUUCUAGACGACAAAACAACUCAGCAUAGCAACAGUGAUGAUAGCGAUAGUGUUCCUUACCUCUCCGCUGGAUCCAGAUCGUGCACUCCAGACCAUACUCCUCGUGACCAAACCGACAACCAUCAGAACAGCUCCGAAUCAGAAGCGGCUGGGGAAAAUCCUGACCUAGGUCUUCAUCCUGUAGGUCGUACCCCUGAUGGCUUCGAUCAGAACUGUUCCUUGGCGACACCCGAUAAGAAAUCUAACAAUCCUUCCUUAACAGAUACUUGUGAAGUCCCUGAAAUAGGCCAACCCGACGAUAGCCUUGUUGCUGAUAACCCUGAACGGUUUCCGCAAUCGACAGAAAGUUAUUCAGAAGGACCACAUAAUCAGCAAGUUACUGUAGAGAAGGAAGUCGACGGAGAGAUCUCUUCCGCGUUAAACGGCCGUACAUCUGAUAAAGAAUCCAUCCUGGAGUCUUUUCAUAGGGGUUCAAGCCGAGGUUCUGGUGAAACUGGAGACGUAUCCAUGGAGAUACGGACUGUUGAUGACGACAAGGAGACAAGAGCCGGGAACCAUUUGUCUGACAGCACCGCCUGUGGUAUUCAGAUUGAAGCGGUUGAAAACGAGUUCGUGUCGCACUUAUCGUCGUACAGUUCUCCAAGUACAAGUUUUCAAUCCGCUGAUAUCGCGAUAGGAACACCGCAAAGGACUUCAUCUUUUGCUGCUUCUACACCUAAACAUCCUACAGAUGGCACCUCCGCAGAGAGCAGGGGUGACAAACCACGGAGUGAAACACUACACCUUCCCAACUGCCCGUUCGUGGAGGAGUUCCCCGUCAAUUGUCUACCGGAGUUACCGACAGAUCUGGCGACGCUGAUAGACGACAAUUUCCUUCACUGCUGGAAAUCUGGCGUUUGCCUUCGUCACCCACGGUUGUUCCUCCUGCUGCACUGUGUCCCUGACACCGGAUCUGAUCGACAGUUGAUUCGAACGGAAGUAAGCCCUUGCCGUCAAGGUCGGAGGGUUUUGAGUUUCGCGGUUGACCACAUCGACACGCUCAUUCGCGAAUGGUACCAAGAAUUAUCGACCACGGACGGACAGCAACCCAAAGUCAGGCAGCUUAUUCCCUGUAUGAUGUGUGAAAAACUCGGCCUUGCACCCUACAAGUUCACGUUUGCCGAAUGUCAGCGUCAAAGUGCAAAGUCAGACUUAAUCCGUUGUCCCAAUCACCCGAGCUGGGAAGUUGAUCUUCACCAGGUUGCACCUGAUAUAAUGUUACAUGACGUAGAUCCUGAUUUAUUGUUGUCGCACGAAGACGUUACAUAUGAGGACGCCGACUCGAGUAUUCUGGGAAGUGGAGGCUUUGGAAAGGUCGUUCGCGGGGAAUGUCGAGGACAAGCAGUCGCCAUCAAGUUCUACAUUCAAAGCGAUGAAUCCGAACCCUUAAGGCAUUACCGCGAGGCGCGCAAGGAAUUGAACGUGCUGCGUCGUGUACGACAGCAUCCUUACCUUAUCAACAUCAUCGGUGUAUCUUUGCGUCCCUUGUGCCUUGUGCUGGAACUAGCAGAGCGCGGUGCUCUCACCGAGAUCUUAUCCAGCCCAAAGUUGAUUGAUCGCAUUGUUCUCUUUCGGAUUGCAUAUCAAGUUGCAGACGCACUGAGAUUCCUUCAUGACAUGGGUGUCAUCUAUAGAGACUUAAAACCGGAAAACGUCCUUGUUUGGUCCUUGGAGGAACACGCUGAUCUUCACGUCAAGCUCAUUGAUUUUGGCACGGCGAACUUCGCGACUUCGACUGGUUUGAUUUCAUGCGCUGGAUCUCCCGGUAACCA